Messenger RNA from Girardinichthys multiradiatus, 4520 nucleotides. It is a transcript of the gene tmem221, whose product is annotated as transmembrane protein 221. Bases 1804 to 2733 code for a protein of 309 amino acids. The record is from RefSeq and is a predicted model, not a curated record. The transcript is spliced from 3 exons. Lineage: Eukaryota; Metazoa; Chordata; Actinopteri; Cyprinodontiformes; Goodeidae.
GCUUAGUGCAUUCAUUGCAGGUGUUUAUAACUAAAAGGCACAUGAAGGACAAGAGAUAGAUCUACUCAAUAAAUGGCCGCCUUCAUAUUGAUUGGAAUUCCUUGUUUUAAAGGCUAAAAAUAAUGUGAUCUUUAAUUACAGGAGCAUAAUCUCACACCGAUAAUUUAAGAAAAAUCCAUUCUUUACUGUGAGUACAUUUAAUAACUAGGGAAAUGAUGGCGCAUUGAAAAAUUUUUUUUUAUUUUCUCCUUUGGGGCUACAUCUAAUGACUCCCAAACAAUUCUUGUAAAAUGAAUACAACCAAGGCGUUUUUUGUAAUUUAGACUUUUUAGGCUAAUCAAAGUGUCUACAAAUUUUGAACCACAGUUGCCUUAGUAUAUACAGUAAAUAAGACAUAAUACAGGAAUUAAUUUCUUUAGACCACUCUUAAAAUUGGGAAAGACAAAAGAACAUGCCAUUUAAAUAACAAAGAUGCUCAUUCAUCUUAAAGUGGGAAAUGCUGAAAACAUAGCUACUGAACUGAACUUGGACAUAUCAAAGUAAAACUUAACAAGUUUAAAACACCUGGAACUGUGACGAACUAGACUUGAGGAGGACGCGGGGUUAUGACACGACGCACAGUGAGGAGGACAUUUCCAAAGCUCACAAUAGAGCCAGGAGGACGUUUUGCUAGGACCUAAAGGGGAAAUAGCCGAGGGUCCCAAGAAAGUCCUAACCCCAAAUCACUGUGAGGGGCUUUAAUUUUAUAGAUUCUGUAUAGAUACCCCAAUGUGCAACUGCUUGAAAACAGUGACAAAGUUACAUGUCAGGCAUAAAACCAGGAAGCUUGUACAUCACCACAUACGAGGAAAAACAAUUGGGGCAAUAUUUUUUAUAUGGAAGAAGACAUUUCUACAAAUUAUGCCAAGUUUUUAGGGAACAUUUUAAAAGGAGAAAUACAAAGACUAUCUUGUAAAAGCUCUAUUUUCUAGAGGCAAUGAAUAAAAUCAUCCAGGUUUUCUAUACAUUUUUGGAAAUUUGUAAUUGUAAACAAAAAAAGCUUCAUAGGGUAGGGCCCCAAAACUGGUUCUAGGCCAGGCCAUGCUCAUAAAUCUGGCCCUGAUUAGAGUAAUAAAACAAAAAUGUAUUCUAAGAAGGUUUUAAAACAUCCUUUCCAGUGGUGCCUUCAAUAAAAACAAAGGUGGAUAGAAACUAACCAUAAAUCAUUAAUUAGAUAAAUGAAGUCAACACAAACAACAAAAAUAUAUAACUGGAAUAAAUCCCGCUUUACUCUACACAUUUUUAAAAGCUGUAACUUAGGAAUAAUUUAUUUUAUGAAUACUGUGAUAAGGCUAAUGAUGAGGCUAAUAUUUAUUAGUUUUAAUUGUAUUUCUAACAGAAAAAUAGAUAUUAGGCCUAAUGCAAUUUUCAUAGUGUCCUAUAACAUCUAUACAGUAUGAGAUAUAUAGUAUAUUCUGUUCUUUCAUUGCUUCAUGUGUUUUCUCCGUGCGCUCUCACAUGGAUACGCCAAGCCAUUGUUUCUGGUCCAGGAGGAAAAGUCUAUUGUUGCUGCGAACUUUUUAAUCUGGCGAUUUUAAAGCCCAUCACAUGCUCAGACAGAGCAGCGGGGCGCCCUGCUACUUCUGCUGAAAUCCAUACCGAGGAGGAAACGUUUUCCUGCGGACAGGACAGCUGGGAGCAUUGUUGACACGCAAUGCCAGCACACGGAGCUGUAGGGUCGCAGGGAGACUAGGAGUGCUUGGACACUUGGAGGCGACGGGGAACUUUUCUUUCCACCUUUCUGGAGCCAAAUUCAGGAUAAGCAUGGCGCUGAUGUACAGCCAGAGAUCUUUAAUUGUUCUGGGUUUACUGGGGGUGCUGUCGGCCAUCAUGGCCGUAUUAUCGGUGAUUUUAAUAUUCCAGCUGCAGUCCCAGCAGACAGCGGUGAAGGAGUCCACCACCGUCGCUUACUCCUCGGUAUUACCCGCUCACAUCUGGGCCGUCCUGCUGCCGGUCUCCACUGUGCUCUCAGCGCUGUCCCUCAUCCUUAACUUGAGUUCCGUCGUCAUGUGUCUCAUCCACAGCUACUUUUUCACGGAGGUCUGCAGAGGGGAGAAGGACACCGAGAGAGCAGACUGGUUCCUUCUGGAUAGCAGAGCUGUACGACAUGUGGCUGUUGGACUAUUCUGCCUGGGGGUGUCUGUCUAUUUGGCAGCAAUGUCCAUCUUCAUGCUCCUGAUAUUUGAGAUGGAAACAGGUAUGGCCAGUGCGUGCAUACUCUCUUCUGGGAUCCUGAUCCUGCUGGUGGUGGUGAUACACUCCCUGGUCAAAGCUUCCCGAAGCACGAAGCACUAUAAGAGUGACUUAGUCGACACCCUCUAUCAAAAUGACCACGGAACCAGCAGCAUGCCCAUUUCACGGCCCUGCGAGCUGAGAGUCGGGGUGGACAAACCACGAAUUCACCGCAGCCAGUCUCAUAUCCAGCAUCCGAUCUCUUACCCACCAGGUGGCAAUAUCAGGCAGCGAGAGCAUUAUCAGCAGCAGUACUCCCCCACUGAAGGCUCUCACAGCCAUUCUAGUGAUAAAGAAGGAUACAGUGGAGGUGGAAGCUGCCCUCGGAUGCACCGGACCUUGUCUACUGAAUCUGCCUUACUACAGGCUCAGGUUAAACCCUGGAAUGGGAUCAACAACGAGAUGAGGAGUGUUUUAGCACGCAAAUCAGGGAUUUCAGCAAAAGAUUCAACCCUUGUGUGACCUUAGAGAACUGAUAUCCGAGUGCACGUGGGUGGAACAUGUUAAACCUCACUGCAGAGGGAAAGCUCAGAGUUACAUCAAUUCACAAAUGGCACAUUUUUCCCAUCUAGCUGCAUUGAAAAUGACCAAGGAUUUCAAAUGUUCAGUUAAUGAUAUACAGUUAAUAAUUUAUAUGACACAGGCAUCGACUGGUAUCAGAUUCUUACAGUAUGAUAACCUUCUAAAUAUCCCAAUUUUACAGCAUCAUCUAAAAUACACCCAAAAUUAAAACAAUAUCAUAAUUACAGUUAUGAAUGUUAUAAAUAUCAGUGGUCCUAAAAUUGGGGCCAUGACCCCACGUGGGUCUGCAAAUCAACAAGUGGAGGGUCUGGAGAUCCUCUUCAGGAAUAUAAGUAAUAAAAAUGAUAAUGGUAAAGCAUAAGUUUAAUAAAUAAAUCUUAGAGGUGAUUAAAAGAACAUACUUACAAAUAGAUAAAAGCAAUAUUUUCCCUAUUUAUGUUGAUAGUGCAGUCAUUAUACCCCUGUGUAAUUGCCAUGGUAGUUCAAUUAAGUCCAAAAUUAUUCAUACCCAUGGCAGAUUUAGACCACCACGUUUCUUCUGACUAGAUUCUGAUACACAAUCUUUGAAGGGGGAGCUAAAAAAUAGGCUGAAGUCAAGGAGGCCUUCUAACCUAAAAGACGUGGAGCUCAUCACCAAAGAUUAUUUGUUAACAUACAAGUGGGAACAUGCAAAAGGCUGACCAGCAGUUAUAAGAGGAGUUACAUUUCUGCAAUGCCCAAAAAGUGCCAAAAAAGAUUUUUCCACAAGUUGAAAAUGGUGUAAAUAACACAUUAUUUUUUUCAUUAAAAUGUAAAUAAAAACAAAUACUUUUUUUUCCUAAAAUUGAUAGUCUUUUUACAUGUUUUCAUUAUCUUUUGAGAGAUGCUUGUCUUGUUUCCUAUCAGAAGCAAAUAUCUUGGUGGAGAGGAAAUAAUUGUGUAUCUAAAUCUGCCAGGGAUAUGAAUAAUUUUGGGUUUAACUGAUAUUCAGGACCACGAGUCUCUUCAGACUUCUGUUAUUUUAUAGGUCAGAAACUGAAAAUUCUGGCAACCACUGAUCUACAGAUUUAUUCUUAUUUUAAUAAUGGCUGACACAAAAAUGGGAAAAAUCUAUUGCUGAAUUUAUUAGUAGUUGUAAAACACACAUUUUUAUUUGGCAGAACUUUUCAUUGUUGCUUUUCUGCAUUUUAUAGAUGGGUAACAAGCUGAUAAUUAGUCAGCCUAUAUGCUUGGGUAGCCAGCCUGCAGUAGGCAGCUUAACUGCCGUUUAACCACCGCUAGAUUGAUAACUAUUGCUAUCAAAACAGCAUUUAUGACUGAUGGCACUAGAUUAAUUUCCAAACCAUAACUGGACAUUCCAUGAACAUAUUUUAUGAAAGUACUUCUAAAGAGCUGAAUUAGUUUUUUUUUUCUUAAUUAAGGGAAAACUAUGGGAAUUAUUGAAACAGAAUUGAAAUCAUAGGAACGCCAUAAUGGAAGAUUUUUGAAAAUUUGAAAAACUUUAAAACCUUGAUGUCGUUGAACAGUCCAUGCCCACAAAGACCUUCCAUGAACCUUAUUCAAAUAAUAUACACACCAAUCAAGUAUUGAGCUGGGAUAUUUGCAGACUUCAUUAUAAUACUAAAUGCAUUAUUUCACUGUAUAAAGUGGCUUUACGUCUGAAAUGUAUGAAUUAUGAUUAAAUGUAUUUUUUGGUAUGUUCUAAAUGAUUUCAUAUAGAUCUUAAAUAAACUCUAGAAAAAAUAUCA